GCAGGCCAGUAUUGGCUGAGCAGUGAUGAGGGGAGGACGCGUGCUUCGUUUGUUCUCUCCUAAUAACUGAGCUAUUGGGCGCUACGUGUGCAGCGAGUCGUGGUGUUGACAGCUACACAUGACAGGAGGGGGCUCACGCAGAGAGCGCUGAAGGAAGGAGGAAGAGGAGACUUGGGCUGAGCGUCAAUCUCUCUGCUGUAGAAGUGAGAGCAAUCAAAAAAGAUAGAUAAAAAAAAAGGAAAACUCAUUAGCUAUCUACUACAUCCUUAGGAGACCACAGGCGCACGUGACAUGGGUGCCGCUGGAGUGUGGGUGGUGGUGGGGGUGUGGGCGGCCCUGAUAUCCUUCGCCCCCACGCCCACAGAAGGCUGGAUCCCUUUCUUUGGGCAGGAACUCCACAAGCAUCUUAAUUUGGAAAGCCAUCACCGAGAGUGGGAUAUUCUUGGACUCCUGAGCAUCAAUAAGACCCAAGCUGGCGUGUCCUCUGCUAGGGGUCCCCUCCCUGACACCUCCGCGUGGAGACUGCGAGACCCUUAUGACAACAUACAACUCGGCCCUGAUCUCGUCCAUAAGAUUGCCUCCACCCUGCAUGAUGAAGUGAGUCUCUAUUUCGUGUACAAACAACACAAGAAGACCCUCGGUUCCCUCCUCUCCAUCAACCUGCCUGGGAAGAUCAAACCCUUCAUUCAGUUUAAUGACGGUGCUGCCCUCUUCUGCCCCAGGUGGUGGUCCAAUCUGAAGACGCAACGCCUCAACUUCUUCUACCACGUGAAGGAAGACGCCAAGACCCACCAGGCGUCCUUCCACCUGCCGGACAAGGUUGGAUGGACCUGGACGCGUCUUCUGCUGAGCGUGAACCAGACUGAUGCUCGCCUGUGGGUCAACUGCGCCCACUACAGCAAGGUCAGGCUGGCGGGGCACAUUGACCUUCAAAUACCUGCAGGAGGGUUGCUUUACUUCCGCCAGGAGCCCGGACUGAAGAACAAGCUGAUAGGCAGCAUCCAGAUGACCAAGCUGAUGAACUACAGCGUCAACAGUCGCAUCUGGAGGUGUUCCUACGACUCGCAGUUCGGUCCCAGCUGGCGCCCUCCUCUUCUGGGCUAAACGGCUCCACUUGUCGCAAUUCCCCACCUGUUCUUUAUUACUCCACCUGCUUCUCCCUGCACUGCUCCACCCGCUCACCUCUCCACGUAUCCACAAAGGCAUGCCAUGUAUAACCACGUAACCAUAUCAGCAAGUUGCCUAUACUCUUAUCAUUGACGCAGUUUUAAGUUUAUUUCUCCCAUGUACACUAUCAUUAGUCUACUUCUGCUUCCAUGUCAAGCCUCACCAUUGUCAGUGUAACUCUUGUAUUCCCCACGUCUGUUUCCCGCCACCUGUCAGUGCUCAACCCACCUAAACGUGCUGAAAGUACGAAGAGUGAAGCUACGUUGUAUCACAUCAGAGAUUUAUCAAGGACUGAGAAAACUUUGCGAAAAUUCAACAUCUUUAUUUCUCAAGAUGGGAAGGAAUUAAGAAUUAGAUGAAGAAUGAUGAGCAGAACUUGUUGAAAACUUAAAUAUCGUCUUUCAUUUUUCAAGACACGAAGAGAUUACAAAACCUAUGAAGAACUAAAAGCGCAUAACUUUACGAACAUAAAAUCAGAAUAAAGUAAGAAAUGCAAAAAGAACUAGCACGAGAAUUUUACAAGAUCUGAAACAUUUCUUCAAGAUCAGAAACCAUUAGGAAUAUUGGUGGAACUUCAAGAAAACCAAGACUGGACAAAAGAAAAUGAAGACCUUAUAGAGAACUUGACCUCUUUUCCUUUUCCUGAGUCAUGCUAUGAAAAAAUCGAGGUCUUUAAGAAAACUUGAAGAUUUUUCCCCCUUUUGCAAAUUAAGGCAACAGGAAAUCCAGUUUUUUUGUAGGGUAUUUAAUAACCUUCUCUUGUCUUUCUCUGCUCCAACCCAAGACGAGAGAAAAUUCAGGCUUUUUUGGAGGGAACUUAAAGACCUCGACAUCCUUUCCAACUCUAGACAAAAAGAAAUUCAAGUCUUUAAGGAAAUUUGAAGACCUUGAUCUCUUUACCCACUUAAGACAAGAGGAAAUCUUAGUCUUUUAGGGAACAUGAAAGCCUUGAUCCCUUGUCCCACUCCAAGAGGAAAUCCAAGUCUUCUUAAGAGAACUUGAAGACCCAUUUAAUUUUUUCCAAGACAUGAAGAACAAGAGAUGGAGAGCAGAAUCCGAUUUAUCCAUCCGGGAACUUGAAGAUCUUCCCCCCUCUUCCAAGUUUAGACGAGAACAAAUGAAUAUGAAGAAGAAUCCGACCUUUCCAUUCCGUUGAAGCUACGUUCCUAUUCCAAGACGAGAAGAACAAAAAGAACUAAAGGAACAUGAACAAAUUGCUCCCUUCCCACACAGAUCAAGAGAAUACUUACCCACACAUCUCCAUCUCCAUCCACCUCCCAGUGACCUACCCACAUAUCCGAGUUCAAGGUGACCAGUUGAUACGAAUUAGAGGUAAAGGAUAUUUUUUUUAGUUUACCUUGUAUUGUCUCUGUAAUCGGGCCGUAGGUAAUUGAUUUUCAGUUGUUAGUUACGUAACUAGCUGUUGUUUUAUGAGUAGACGAAGUGGUUAUAGGAGAUGUAGUUAGUUGACUUUGCUUUCAUUUUUCGUAGUCUUGUCUUCCAUUACUCUCUCUCUCUCUCUCUCUCUCUCUCUCUCUCUCUCUCUCUCUCUCUCUCUCUCUCUCUCUCUCUCUCUCUCUCUCUCUCUCUCUCUCUCUCUCUCUGACGCUGAGAUUCUUUAACACAUCAUUUUCUUUAUUCAAUAUUUAAUACUCAUUCCGAGGUGACAAAAUUUAUACGUUUUCUCGUUUUCUAUUCACGAGUCAGAGCUUUUGAAAUUGAAACAAGGUGGCUGUGUGUGGGACUGACAGUAGUGUGUGUGUGUGUGUGUGUGUGUGUGUGUGUGUGUGUGUGUGUGUGUGUGUGUGUGUGUGUGAAUAUUAGCACACUACUGCAUCCCCUCUUCAAUUUCUGCUACACUUUUUAUGCCUCUGUCCUCUGUUACUAAAUUAGAAGGAAGUGAUUGAUAGAUUGGCAGAUUGAUGUAAGGCGUCGCAACACCUGAGUCAUACCACGCUGUAAGUUUACUGGAAAGACAAACUUAUUAUAAUUUCCCUUACCAAUUGAUGUCUAAGUGAUUCGUUCGUUUCCAGUGAAGUAAAUACGAAAGUUACUGUUAACACACGUACGAGUAAUCUGAGAAAAUAUUAAAUCACAGGAACCAAAUGGUAUAAAAAAAGACAACAAGGGAAAUUUAAGUGUAAAGAGUGAAUAUCAUAAAUUAACCAACCAGAGAAUAGAAACAGAAUAAGUGAUGACUCAAACAGAGGAGAAUGUAAUAGACAACAGGGAAUAAAAAAAAGUGUAAGGAGUAAACAGGAUGAAGUAACAGAUUAGAGAACAAAAAAAAGAGAGUAAACAACAAGAAUUAAGAGAGAAUUAAAAAAAACUAACAGGGAAUAAAGAAAAAAGAAUGGAGAGUAACAGAAAAUAGAGAAACAGUACAACGAUAGAGAUUAACAGAAGAUAACAGAUGAAUAAAUAAAAGAGCAACAAAAGAUAAAAUAAACACCAAGGAAUGAAAAAAAAGUUACAGAAAAUAAUGUCACAGUCCACGGGAAAUAAAAAAAAGAAUAGUAAUUAACAGAAGAACAGAUGAAUAAAAUGAAUGAAAAUAAAAGUAAAAAUGAAUAAAAAAGUGUAACAGAGGACACAGACACGAGGCUAAACUUCUCAAACAUAUCCUUCGGCUGCACUCCCCUAGAAACCAUAAUCUUAUACUGUAACACUGCAUGAUACAUCUAAUCAGAAAUAUACUUAAGAGAACAAUCAAGUAUUAAACCAAUAUUGCAUGUACACUCCCACACUAUCACAUGUGCGAAUAUACAUGCAUACACUCAGAUUGUGACGUGUGAAGGAACCAACCACGCCAUAUACAUCUGACCUAUCCUAAGUUAUGUAUGUAUAUAUGUGCACGUUAAUGUAGAGCCUAGAAUUGCGUGCACAUGCCUUGGAUAAUGUUUGUUCGUUUGUGUGUAAUAAUUGUAGAUGCACCAAAUACCUGGAGAUGUUAGUCUAGGUGUGUGUGUGUGUGUGUGUGUGUGUGUGUGUGUGUGUGUGUGUGUGUAUGUGUGUGUGUGUCUAAGUGUCCCUCGCGCUCCCACAGUUCUGAUGAGCAGCUUCCUUUGUAUAUGAAAAUUAUGAUGUUGGUAGUGGUAGUGGUAGUAGUAGUAGUAGUAGUAGUAGUAGUAGUAGUAGUAGUAGUAGUAGUAGAUGGUGAGGGGUGUCAGUAAAGAGACAAAUAAGUGACGAUGGUGAUAAUAAUGAUAGUGAUGAUGAUGAUGGUGACCUGAGAAAUGAGUGUUGUAAUUAGUUGAUGUUUUUGAUGUUGCUAUAGGGACUGACAAAACUCGCUUUCUGUGUGUGUGUGUGUGUGUGUGUGUGUGUGUGUGUGUGUGUGUGUGUGUGUGUGUGUGGAAACAGUUACUGGUGAGAUGACAAAAGCUCUCCCCACAUGUGCUAUAGUCAUAUUCCACCGGUGACAGUGACAGCCAUGGCCAAGAUUAGCGUGUUUGGUAGUCUUGGGUGUGUUAACGUCAGCCUGGCGAGCGUCGUGUGUUAGUUUGUAGGUUACCGUCUCGUGAGGUUGACUGCUGAGUAAUGCUGAGUUCACUGAUUUUGUAUCUUUCUUUGAUUACUUACUUUUGCUACUUUUCAUUCUAAGUACAAGUGGCUUUAUUUUACGUUUUCCCAUCACUCAAAAGUACAAAAAAGUAAUAGCUCUCUAAAAAAAAUGUUCAUAUUGUUUCAAAAUGUAUCAUAUUUAUUCGUACGUUUCUUUAUACAUUUUGUUUUUUAGCAAGAAAUGUGUUUUUUUUUUCAAGGUACAUCACGUGGUUAUCAUUUCUUUUCCUCAUUUACUGACACUGAUUUACUGAAACUCUAAGUUUUCUUUUCUUUUCGCAUUUAAUGAAAACUUAAUUUUUUUUUUCCCCUUUUCCAGUGGGUAGCAGCAUUAGUCACGUAGCAGCCAAUCAAUAGGUGUUCCUCCCAGACUCAUAUUUCCAGGUAUUGUCUUUUAUAUUUUCUCACACGAACAUAUGUAGACUAGAAGAAGAAAAAUAUAUAUACUAAAACUG
Scylla paramamosain (green mud crab) is the source of this 5186-nucleotide messenger RNA. Its product is annotated as kielin/chordin-like protein. The transcript has 7 exons. NCBI's taxonomy places the organism in Eukaryota, Metazoa, Arthropoda, Malacostraca, Decapoda, Portunidae. The record is from RefSeq and is a predicted model, not a curated record. Bases 292 to 1104 code for a protein of 270 amino acids.